AUUUGUCAUUUCUCAUUCCACCGACACUUCUUGUCGCAUGGAUUUAUCGGGUCGACGUCGCGGACAGUUUGACUGCCACGUCCCCUGAAACUCAUUCGAUGCGCCGGUGAACCCAGAUAUCGUGCGGGAGGGCUCAGUUAAUGGUCGACGUCGGGAAGAGCUGUCAUUGUGGGGCCAUUGCAAUUGGCAAGUGAACUGAGCGCCCGUCCACCAUAUUGUUAUUUCCAAUUUUCCGUGGCGACGCCAUAGUAGUUGACGCCAUACUUGAGCGGCAGCGGUUACGCGCCUUCGCCCGCGGAGCCGGCAACGAUGAGCGGCCAGGAUAUUAUGUGCGAGGUGGAGAUCUCCGACUCGAACAUCGUAGAGGUGGUCGAGGCGGACUUCAAUGAGAUCGGCGUGAGUUACGAGGACUACGAGCAGUACGAGGAAGUAACAUGUCAGACGGAGGAUAGCCAGGAGAUGCUGAUGCAGCAGAUGGAGGACGAAGAGAUCGUUGGGGAGUUGCAGGGCCACGAGGAAGUGAUCGACCCAGCUGAGCUUGUCUACGGCGAUGUUGCCAGUCUCAGUAAUGACAUCUUCGUCGAGACUUCCUCGCCCGGGCCGUCGACGGCGCCUUCCCUCACGGCGGCGCGCGUUCGGCGACGUCCUGUAAAGAUGGAGGACAACGCUUCUCUCUCCGCCAUUCAGAGUUCUGAUCAUGGAGAGCACGCUGGAGCGCCGAUGAGCAGCGCAAAGGCGCGUCGAUGGGUGCAGAAGCAAGUGCAGAUCAAGACGAUGGACGGGGAGUUCAGCGUGACAAUGUGGGCGUCCGGAGCGUCUGACACAGACGAGGACUCUGCACCGGAACCCGAUCCUGACUAUAUUGGCUAUAUGAUGGACAAGAAGGUGAGCAGUGGCCAGGAAAGCGUUCCCGGUCUCGAUCUCUCUGAUCCCAAACAAUUGGCGGAGUUUGCUCGACCCGGUCACAAGAUGAAGAUGAAGAAGUCAACACAGAACUCUCAAGACUCCUCAGAUCGCACCAUAGCGUGUCCGCACAGGGAUUGCAGCAAGAUGUUCAGGGACAACAGCGCCAUGCGAAAGCAUUUGCAUACACACGGACCGCGGGUUCAUGUCUGUGCGGAAUGCGGCAAAGCCUUCGUGGAGAGCAGCAAGCUGAAGCGCCAUCAACUUGUGCACACCGGCGAAAAGCCAUUUCAAUGCUCCUUCGAUGGCUGUGGCAAGCGCUUCUCUCUGGACUUCAAUCUGAGGACACACGUUCGCAUUCACACGGGCGAUCGUCCUUACGUAUGUCCUUUCGACGGAUGUAACAAGAAGUUCGCCCAAUCGACUAAUCUGAAAUCACACAUAUUGACACACGCUAAAGCCAAAUCUCGCAAAGGAAGCUAUAAUAUGUCUAUCUGCAAUCCAGAGAUUCACUGAAAUGCUUCAAAAUCCUCCAGGAAGAGAUUGUCACACAAAUGAGGGUUUUUCAUGCGUCUUGAAGUGUUAAAAUGGUUAAUAUGAUUUUUUUUUCGACAAAUCACAAAUCCUCAUUUGGACAUUUUGUUCUCAGAACUAAUUAUAAAUACAAACAUUGCAGAUGUAUCAUUUUCCGCCAUAGAA
Molecule: messenger RNA, 1602 nt
Organism: Phlebotomus argentipes
Lineage: Eukaryota; Metazoa; Arthropoda; Insecta; Diptera; Psychodidae
Product: transcriptional repressor protein YY1-like
Exons: 5
Coding region: 310-1419 (369 amino acids)
Biological process (GO): regulation of transcription by RNA polymerase II
Cellular component (GO): transcription regulator complex; PcG protein complex
Molecular function (GO): DNA-binding transcription factor activity, RNA polymerase II-specific; RNA polymerase II cis-regulatory region sequence-specific DNA binding
Source: RefSeq, a predicted model, not a curated record